This is a messenger RNA of Lodderomyces jiufengensis, 1950 nucleotides long. Its product is annotated as E3 ubiquitin-protein ligase. The record is from RefSeq and is a predicted model, not a curated record. NCBI's taxonomy places the organism in Eukaryota, Fungi, Ascomycota, Pichiomycetes, Serinales, Debaryomycetaceae. The transcript has a single exon. Gene Ontology annotation, molecular function: ribosome binding; ubiquitin protein ligase activity. The coding region runs from base 1 to 1950 and encodes 649 amino acids. Gene Ontology annotation, biological process: protein ubiquitination; rescue of stalled cytosolic ribosome.
AUGUCCGCAGAUACAAAUGCGACUAUCAAUAAAGAACCUAAGAGGUCAAGGGUUAGUCGAGGUGGGAAAUCAGCGUCAACACCGAGGAGAGGUGGUUAUAGAAAUAAAGAUGAUGUGACAAAAAAUCAACAACAAUAUGAAGAAGAAGAAGAAGAAAUACCCGAAGGUCAACAAUGUGUUAUAUGUGCAGAGAGAAUAGAAUUUGCAGCGUUAACUCCUUGUAAUCAUACAACUUGUCAUAAAUGUACAUUUCGUCAACGAGCUUUAUAUGAAAAGAACAAUUGUCUAAUAUGUAGAAGUGAAAAUGAUACAGUCAUAAUUACAGAAGAUUUAAAUAAAGAUUAUGAAGAGUUUGACGAUAAGAGCAACCUAUUAUUUGACGAAAAAUAUAGGAUUUAUUUCACCCAAGAUUACGUUUUGAAAGAUACCUUAAAUUUAUUAUCAAAUCAGUGUUCAAUUUGUAAGGAAAUAUUUAAUAGCUUCAAAGAAUUAAGUGACCAUGCUAAGGAGAAACAUGGAAAAUAUUACUGUUUAAUCUGUUCUAGAUACAAAAAGGCAUUUAAGAUAGAGUUACCAUUGUAUACAUAUAAAUUGUUACAGAAGCAUCAAUCACAGGGAGAUGAAGAUGGAUUUACUGGACAUCCUGAAUGUAAACAUUGUUAUGGAAAACGAUUCUACUCAGAAGAUGAAUUAAAUAUUCACAUAAGGGAUAAACACGAAAGAUGUCACAUAUGUGAUCAAACCAACCCCAAAAAUGCAGAUUACUACAAAAAUUAUGAUUCAUUAUAUCAACAUUUUACGAAAUCACAUUAUGUAUGUACAGUUGCAUCAUGUGUUGAAAAAAGAUUUGUUGUGUUUAGAGAUGAUUUAGAUUUGACAGCUCAUAUGUUAAAAGAACAUGGAGGAUUAAGUAAUGGUCAAAGAAUAGUUAUAGGAUCUAAUUCUCAUUAUCAUCACUCUCAAAACAACAAUAACAAUGGAAAUGGUCAUUUCAGUCAAUUAUCAACUUUCAAUAACUCCAGAUGGUUGAGUUCAAAUGAUGAUCAAGAUGAAGAUCAGCAAUCUCCUGAAAUCAAGAAGAAAAGAUUUGAAGAAAGAGCAAAGCAUUAUUUAAAUUAUGAUCAGCUGAAAUUCAAUGAAUUCAUGAAAGUUAAUGAACAAUUUAAAUCCAAAAAGAUUAACGCAAAAGAGUUAUUAAUGUAUUAUAAACAAAACUUAUUCCAAUCACAAUCAUUGGAAGAACUAAAUUUUUUGGUUAAAGAAUUCUCAGAAUUUUUCAAUAAAAACAACGACCUCAGUAAAGAUUUGAUAUCAAUAUUAAUUCAAGAAAACGAAGAAAAUCCAAGUGAACAAUUCCCAAUACUUGGAGGUAAGUCAAAUGCAAAUUCUUUUUCAAGUGGUGAAAAUUGGGUGAAUGGAGAAUCAUCAACUGGUACAUCAAUGGAUAAAUUUCCACCUUUGAAAAAACCAACAAAAGUCAACUACAUAAACCCAAAUAAUCAACCAACACGUUACACUACAGUAUUGAAAAAGAAACCAACAGCAACCAAAAAGCAAAGUUUUCCAAUGUUAUCAAGCUUAAGUCCACCAUACAUUCCAAAUUAUCUUGAUAACAACAACGUCCUAAAAACUUCAAAAUCAGACAUUACAUUAAAUUCAUUAAACUCAUCAUCGUCAUCAUCAAUGCAAAGGAACGGUUCAUCUGCAUCACUAGCAUCUAAUUCCAAAAAUAUAGACGAUAAUAAAUUUCCAGCAUUACAAAGAAAAUCAAACAAAAAGAUUAUACCAAGAGUUAAUGAGGUAAAAGUUAGUGAUCCAAACCUUUGGGGUAAAGAGUCCAACAAUUCAGUCACAUUCACUAAUGAUUCUUCAUCAAAUGACAUUGACAUAAUUGAUAAAAGGAAACAAAAAUUAAAAAAGAAACAAGAUAGAUUAUUAUGGCAAGUUUAA